AUGGGAGGUCGUUGCUCAAGAUUCUCCAUUUGUUGGUGGGGAUCUCAUCACUUGAGGAGCUCUUCAGUCCUCGAAUCCGACGAUUACGAACACGGGGGGAAAUCCGAUCGUAAUGCUCUCCCGCAAUUUUCCGAGUUCAGCCUCGAUGAGCUCAGAUCGGCCACCGACAAUUUCUCGCCGGAAAAUAUCGUCUCCGAGCACGGGGAGAAGGCUCCGAACGUUGUUUACAAAGCUCAGCUCUUUGACGGCGGCCGCAUUGUCGCCGUCAAGAGAUUCAACAAGUCGGCGUGGCCGGAUUCUCGUCAAUUUCUCGAGGAGGCGAGGUCGGUUGGUCAGCUGAGGAGCGAGAGGUUGGCGAAUCUAAUAGGGUGUUGCUGCGAGAGAGAUGAGAGGCUUCUUGUUGCUGAGUUUAUGCCUCAUGAAACCCUAGCCAAACAUCUUUUCCACUGGGAUACACAGCCCAUGAGUUGGGCGAUGAGGAUAAGGGUGGCAUUGUACUUGGCACAGGCGCUGGAGUACUGUGGGAGUAAAGGCCGGGCGUUGUACCAUGAUCUCAAUGCCUAUAGAGUUCUCUUUGAUAUGGAUGGAAAUCCGAGGUUGUCUUGUUUCGGUCUGAUGAAGAAUAGCAGAGAUGGGAAGAGCUAUAGUACCAAUCUGGCAUUUACACCUCCAGAAUAUCUCAGGACAGGAAGAGUGACACCGGAGAGUGUGGUGUACAGCUUUGGCACUCUAUUGCUUGACCUUCUUAGUGGGAAGCACAUUCCUCCUAGUCAUGCACUUGACCUAAUACGUGGUAAAAAUUUUCAAAUGCUGCUGGACUCCUGUCUGGAAGGCCACUUCUCAAAUGAUGAUGGAACUGACUUGGUUCGGUUAGCUUCUCGAUGCUUGCAAUUUGAAGCACGUGAGAGGCCAAAUGCGAAAUCGCUGGUCACUGCCCUUACAUCACUUCAAAAAGAAGCUGAGGUACCAUCAUAUAUAUUGAUGGGCAUUCCUCGCGAGUCCUCAGCUUCAUUGCAACAAAAACCAUUAUCUCCUCUUGGUGAAGCUUGUUCCAGAGGGGACCUCACAGCUAUACAUGAAAUAUUAGAGAAAGUUGGAUACAAGGAUGACGAGGGAAUAGCCAAUGAGCUAUCGUUCCAGAUGUGGACCAACCAGAUGCAGGACACUUUGAACUCUAAGAAGCACGGAGAUAGUGCUUUUCGAGCUAAAGACUUCGGAACUGCAAUUGAUUAUUAUACGCAGUUUAUUGAUUGUGGAACUAUGAUAUCUCCAACUGUAUUUGCACGGCGAUGUUUAUGCUACUUGAUGAAUGAUAUGUCACAAGAAGCUUUAGGUGACGCAAUGCAAGCACAGGUCAUAUCACCCGAGUGGCCUACUGCAUAUUAUCUCCAAGCAGCUUCACUCUCGAGUCUCGGUAUGGACAGGGAUGCUCAAGAAAUUCUCAAGGAGGGGACUAGUCUCGAAACCAAAUGGAACAGUAGAAACUGAAUUAUAAAGCUUUAAUGUUGUCUGCCUCAAUUUCUCUCUUUUGGUGUUCCCGUGUAUCUAAUUCCAAUUUAAUCCAAGUCAUCUUGUUGCCUGUUCUUUUGGUGGUGUUGAUAUGAUCUUGCAGUGUUAUGUAAGGCCAAAUAGUGAAAUACACUGAUAUUUGAAUAGAAGCAGGUUCUCUCAAUUCUUUACUCA
This is a messenger RNA of Asparagus officinalis (garden asparagus), 1683 nucleotides long. RefSeq names its product probable serine/threonine-protein kinase BSK3. NCBI's taxonomy places the organism in Eukaryota, Viridiplantae, Streptophyta, Magnoliopsida, Asparagales, Asparagaceae. Bases 1 to 1488 code for a protein of 495 amino acids. Gene Ontology annotation, biological process: brassinosteroid mediated signaling pathway; protein phosphorylation. Gene Ontology annotation, molecular function: protein binding; ATP binding; protein kinase activity. The transcript is spliced from 10 exons. The record is from RefSeq and is a predicted model, not a curated record.